Messenger RNA from Lycium barbarum (goji berry), 1332 nucleotides. RefSeq lists its product as uncharacterized. Gene Ontology annotation, cellular component: nucleus; cytoplasm. The record is from RefSeq and is a predicted model, not a curated record. The transcript has 13 exons. The coding region runs from base 1 to 1332 and encodes 443 amino acids. Lineage: Eukaryota; Viridiplantae; Streptophyta; Magnoliopsida; Solanales; Solanaceae. Gene Ontology annotation, biological process: protein import into nucleus. Gene Ontology annotation, molecular function: nuclear import signal receptor activity.
AUGCAUAUUGGUGCCAACGAUUUGGGCCAGAAUGGAAUAUCUUCUGAGAAAUUCCGGAUCCAUUCAACUUCUUCACCGUUCAUGUCUAAAGCUAUGAACUUAGACUCCAUUGUGGAGCGGGAGAUACAAGUUUGUUUGGGCGAUUUCCAAGACAAUGCACCUCCACCAAUGAUAAAAACAUAUCCACUUGUGGAUUUUAUUUCAGUUGAUCUAGCUGUUAGUGCUUUAGUUCCUAAUCUUUCAUUCAAAUACAGCGAAGAAGUAAGAAUGGCCGCCGUUCCUGCAAUGCAAUUACUGCUGUAUUCAGCUGCUUGUGCUAUGAAUAAAGGGCUUCCUAUAACAGGUUGUGACAAGUCCCCAGUUAAAGAGAUAUCUAACACUAUAAUCACAGAUUUGCUUGAUGGGUUAAAGAAGGAGUCAAACAUACAAAUUCAAGCAAGACUGUUGGAGGCAUUCGACAAAAGCAUUCAGAUUCUCGGUUCACAUUUAAGUAAACACCAAGCUGCAAAAUUUCUUGAUGGCAUAUCAAAGGCUCUCUCAACUUGCUCAUACGACAUAACAGAAAGAGAGAAAAGAGUUAAGGCGCGCAAUGAUUUAAGGGAGCAGGAACUACUUAAGGAGGAAGCUAAGCAACAAUUAACUAUAUGUAGAAAAAUUGGCAUCUGCCUGGGAACUAUGGUGAAAAAACUCAAGCCAUCAUUCUUACCCCUUCUUGACAAGUUUUUGCCUAAUGUAUCACUUAUGUGGAGUAAAGAUAGAACAUCAGAUGAAAGAAGAAUUCCAGUGCACCUUUUCUGUGAUAUUGCUGAGAAGUACUAUGAGGACUGGACACCUCUCCUGCCUAGAGUUUACUAUCAUAAGAAUCCAGAUGUUCCACAGAUAGUGGCAACUGUAAUUGGUAUUUGUGCUGAAUACGGAGCAGAUUUCCUUAAGCCUUAUACUACAGUAAUAUCCGAUCAUUUAAAAACUGUAAUGGAGCAUCCUAAUGCAAAACACCUGGAUAACAUCACGGCUUAUGAGGCUGCUGUUUCUACCUGUGGCAAGCUAAUCCAACCUACUAUAAAUUUUCUCGUCUUUGAUGAUUUACGGAACUGUUUUACAUGGCAGUUUAUCUUGCUUUGGCUUAGCCACUUACCAACAAGGUGUAAUCUGGAUGAGGCGAAAAUCAGUCACGAACUACUUUGUUCAAUGAUGGAGACGUCAGAACAGAAAGUUAUUGGCCCUGACGGAUCUUAUAUACCGAAUAUGAUAACACUUUUUGCUGAGGUUUUAUGGGCAGGGAACAACUUGGCCACUGAUGAAACUACGAGUGGAAUUAUCAAACUAUUUUGA